Messenger RNA from Anthostomella pinea, 630 nucleotides. The record is from the annotation of a GenBank genome assembly. NCBI's taxonomy places the organism in Eukaryota, Fungi, Ascomycota, Sordariomycetes, Xylariales, Xylariaceae.
AUGACCAUCACGACGGCGACAGCGAGAAUGCUGCGCUCCGUGCUUAGCGUCGGCCGCCUCUCUUCCUCUCCCCGCAAGCUCCACGUCAGCAGCCUCCAACACCGCCGACACCUCACAGGCAGCAAUGCCCCGGGCCUCCUCAAGAACAGGGGCAGCACCAUGCCGCCGCGCCCGAAGCCGCCGCCCGCCGACGAGAUCGAGGAGUCGUUCCUGAAGGGCAGCGGGCCGGGCGGACAGAAGAUCAACAAGACCAACUCAGCCGUCCAGCUCAAGCACCUCCCGACGGGCCUGGUGAUAAAGUCGCAGGCGACGCGCUCGCGCAGCCAGAACCGCACCAUUGCGCGCCAGCUGCUGGCCGACAAGCUCGACGACCUCGCGCGCGGCGGCGAGAGCCGAAACGCCGUCGUCGGCGAGUUCAAGCGCAAGAAGAAGGCCAGCUCGGCCAAGAAGAGUAGGCGCAAGUACCGCAAGCUGGAGGAGGAGGGCAGCAGGCAACAGGACGACGAGGAAGAGGUUGACGGGAUAGAAGAAGCUGAAGAAAAACAAGGGAAAGGCCAAGAACAAGACCAGGAAGAGUCUAAUGAAGCGCUUGCCGAAAUGCCCAAUGACUUAGAUAGACCACAGAAAUAA